AUGUCAGAUACUCCUGGCGUUAUUUCUAACAUGCCUAUCAGUUCACAUCAGUCAUCUACUGGUGCUAAUUCUAAUACUACAAAACGAAAAGAAAUCUAUAGAUACAAUGCUCCAUGGUGCAUUUUCAGUAUGAACUGGUCUGUUAGACCAGACAGACGUUUCCGUUUGGCUGUCGGUAGUUUUAUUGAAGAGUACAAUAAUAAAGUGCAGAUAAUUUAUCUGGAUGAUGAACAAGGUGAAUUUGUUGUACAGAGUACUUUUGCACAUCACUAUCCAACAUCAAAGAUUAUGUGGAUUCCUGAUACAAAGUGUAUAUUUCCUGAUUUACUAGCAACAAGUGGAGAUUAUCUUCGUGUUUGGAGAGUAAAUGAAGAUUCUGAAGUGAAAAAUGAAUGCCUGUUGAACAACAAUAAGAAUUCAGAUUAUUGUGCUCCACUGACAUCUUUCGAUUGGAAUGAAGUCGAUCCAAAUAUUAUUGGUACUUCCAGUAUUGAUACUACUUGUACAAUCUGGGCUCUAGAAACUCAGCAGGUAAUUGGACAUGCAAAUGUUGUCAGUGGACGUGUAGAAUCCCAGCUAAUCGCUCAUGACAAAGAAGUAUACGACAUAGCCUUUAGUCGUGCUGGCGGUGGUAGAGAUGUUUUCGCUAGUGUUGGUGCUGAUGGGUCUGUACGAAUGUUUGAUCUUCGCCAUCUGGAGCAUUCUAACAUUGUCUAUGAAGAUGUUAAUCAUUCCCCACUUCUACGCUUGGCUUGGAACAAGCAAGAUGCCAACUAUCUGGCAACAUUUGCAAUGGACUCUGUAGAAAUAAUCAUUUUGGACUUACGCGUUCCUUGCACUCCAGUAGCUCGUCUAAACAAUCAUAGAGCAUUUGUAAAUGGUUUGGCAUGGGCACCACAUUCAAGCUGUCAUUUAUGCACAGCAUCUGAAGAUUGUCAAGCUCUUAUUUGGGAUAUUCAGUCUAUGCCAAGAGCAAUAGAAGAUCCUAUUUUAGCGUAUACAGCUGCUGGUGAAAUAAAUCAAAUUCAAUGGUCGUCAACACAACCAGAUUGGAUAGCUAUUUGUUACAAUAAUUCAUUGGAAAUCCUACGUGUUUAA
Messenger RNA from Trichobilharzia regenti, 1098 nucleotides. The record is from the annotation of a GenBank genome assembly. NCBI's taxonomy places the organism in Eukaryota, Metazoa, Platyhelminthes, Trematoda, Strigeidida, Schistosomatidae.